This is a messenger RNA of Alternaria rosae, 480 nucleotides long. RefSeq lists its product as uncharacterized. The transcript has a single exon. The record is from RefSeq and is a predicted model, not a curated record. Bases 32 to 301 code for a protein of 89 amino acids. NCBI's taxonomy places the organism in Eukaryota, Fungi, Ascomycota, Dothideomycetes, Pleosporales, Pleosporaceae.
GCACGAGAUUUGGAUUGAAGAUGCCUCAGACAUGGGCCGCAUUACCGCAGUCCGUAUUUCAAAGGAAACUGAGGUAAAGCGUGUUAACCUGUUGCGUUCGCUUGCCAAGGCUAUGGCAGGGCUACAAGAGAUUGAGUUCAAGGGCGUUGGAAUUCCUGUGUUUACCGAUGGGGAGAGCAGUGAGACGCCCCGCGUUUCUUGUUUAUCUCAGUGGAAGGAUGAAUCCGACCUCACGUAUGAAGACCUGGAGUCUGACACUCAGGUCUACCAGUACGGACCAUUCGCGUCAAGUAUCGAGUAAAAUGCUCCUGGGGCGAGACGAUUGGCCUGAGGCUGAAGAGUGGUUGACGGAAAAAAUUGGAGAGCUUCUGGAUAGCAAGCCCUUAUCACGUUGAAGGGACGUAUGUAGGGAGUGAGAUGUGCUGAUUGCAAGCCUUCAUCACAAACAGCAUCAUGAGUACGGAGACUAAUCAAGGGGAG